CUGAUCCUUAUUUCUUCAACUACAAGGGUUCCAUCGUUCAUUCAUGGAGUAUUUCAACCUUCCAGAAGAUAUCACAUUAGACAUUUUGAGUCGUUUGCCCACAGAAUCAGUUUUGGAGUGUAAAUUAGUUUGCAAAGCUUGGAAAAAUCUUAUUUCUCAUCCCCAUCAUUCUCAAAGAUGCAUCUACAUCAUCUUACUCAUCAUGAUUCUGGUAAGUUAGGUUUCAUUGCUAAAACUAUGGUUGGGAAUUUUGAACAAUUUCAGUAUUUUGAAUAUAAUGAGAAUCAUGAGUCAACACCCAUUGAGAGAAUUAGAAGGGUUAAAUUCACUCCUCCGUUUAGGUAUGCCAGCAUUCUUGGUUCCUGUAAUGGAUUGUUAUGUUUUACUCAACCCCCUAUAUUUCUUAGAAGAGGACCAACUUUUCAAUCUGUUUGUAUUUGUAACCCCUUGCCAAAGAGUAUAUCAUGCUUCCAGAAAUUAAGUCAGAUUGUUUCGAUACUGAUGAGUGUGUUUAUUGGGCAAGUGGAUUUGGUUAUGUUUCUUCAACAAAUGAGUACAAAGUUCUAGGAAUAUGUAUGUGGAGGGAGCUCCAUUUUGUAGAAGUCCAUAUAUACACCCUUGGCAGCGGCAAUGGAUGGAGAAAUGUUGGAAAGUUCAAUGUUGGACUCAGGAAGCUUUGGAGAGAAGGUGUAUUUGCCAAUGGAGCUCUUUAUUGGAUGGGGAUGGAUUUGGAAAUAAUCGUGACCUUUGAUUUGGCUGAGGAAAAGUUUUGUGAACAUCUUUCACCACCUACUUUGCCACCAGACAAUGAUUGGCUUAAGAAUAGAAUAGGAGUUUUGGAUGGGCUACUGUUUUUUUGCUAUUGAUCUUGUUGUUCAAGGAGGUGUAUGUAAUGAUGUAUGUGUACUAAAAAAGAUGAACGAUAAUAAUGACAUUAAAGGGCGAGAGAAUAAUCAGUCAUUAGGUUGGAGUAAGGAGUAUAGGGUUGACAAAAGCAGAUUAUUGGCCAUUGCAAAGAAUGAUGGUGUUUUAAGUUACAUUAAUAACUAUCUCAGCAUCUAUGACACUGAAGCUUCUACUUCGAAAAGGCUUGUGGAUUUUGAGGGACUAAUUCAUGUAGUGCUGCCUCACAAGAACUCCUUAGUUUCGUUGAAAGGUUUAGGGGAAGAAGAUACAAAGAUAAUGGAAUCAGUUGAAAUUGAGUAAAGAGAAAGCCAUGAUUUGCCUUUCAUGCCCCAGUUGUUGGAGUGUGAGUUGCUGAAUACCUAUUAUAAGCUUGUCAGGUACAGCUCUUUAUAUUAUACUUGGUGUAUUGGUUUAAUAUUGCAAGAUCUGCUAGGUGAUACAGGCAGAUUUGGAACAAACCCUACCCCAAGUCUAGGUACUGUCGUGGUGUAUCUGACCCAAAGAUUAGAAUUUAUGAUGUUGGGAUGAAAAGAAAAGGAGUUGACGAGUUGCCUUUCUAUGUCCAGCGAGGCUCUGAAGGCUGCCCGUGUUGCCUGCAACGAGUAAAUGAUCAAGUUUGCGGAGAAGGAUGCUUUCCAUUUGAGAGUCAGGUUACACUUGCGUAUUAACAAUAUGCUUUCAUGUGCUGGAGCUGAUGACUCCAGACUGGUAUUAGAGGAGCAUUUGGUAAACCCCUCGGUAUCUGUGCCAGAGCUAGCAUUGUUCAGGUCCUAUAAUCUGUUCGUUGUGCCCUUCGUCGUUCCAAGUUCAAUUUCCCUGGAUAUCAAAACAUCAUUGCGAGCUGGAAGUGACUACCUUCGCAGUGAUAAACUUUCACCAGAACUAUCUCUCCAGUUAUCUGUUUUUCCUGGACAUUUGUGGGAAGCUUGUUGAGAGGAGGAAGGGAACUUUACCUUGUUUCAUGGUUGGUUCUCCCGAAGAAUCGCAGUUUCUCUUGGAGCGUUUGGUGAUGUACUCUCGUAGGCCUUAAAGGUUGUUUAAGUUUGCAAGUGAAAUGUUCCACCUCUUUAUAAACACUUUGA
Papaver somniferum (opium poppy) is the source of this 1988-nucleotide messenger RNA. RefSeq lists its product as uncharacterized. Lineage: Eukaryota; Viridiplantae; Streptophyta; Magnoliopsida; Ranunculales; Papaveraceae. Gene Ontology annotation, biological process: translation. The coding region runs from base 1513 to 1839 and encodes 108 amino acids. The transcript has 4 exons. Gene Ontology annotation, cellular component: ribosome. The record is from RefSeq and is a predicted model, not a curated record. Gene Ontology annotation, molecular function: structural constituent of ribosome.